This is a messenger RNA of Rubroshorea leprosula, 1812 nucleotides long. NCBI's taxonomy places the organism in Eukaryota, Viridiplantae, Streptophyta, Magnoliopsida, Malvales, Dipterocarpaceae. The record is from the annotation of a GenBank genome assembly.
UUCCUGCCGACACAAGCACAUGGAACUAGCUAGUUUACACCUUACACACGCUAUUGCCUUAUACCACCAUUAUUGGCUUGCAGAUCGAGAUCUUAAAAGGAAGCAAUUUGCAAAUGCCAUGCUUAACGCUAUUUACAAAGGGAAGUUUAGGGAAGUAAGCGACUUAUUUAAAAGCAACCCAGAUGCAAUAUCUACAACAUUUGAAAAUGGAAAAACUGCUCUCCACGUUGCAAUUACUGCUGGUCAGCUAAGGGUUGCUAAGGAAUUGAUCACUAUUACUGGUACUGAAGCAAACAGUCGCCAAUUGAAGAUGAAAGAUGAGAGUGGCAACACAGCUCUUUCCUUUGCUGCUCGUAGUGGAAUGAUGGAAAUUGCAAAAUGCUUGAUUGAAAAGAACAAGGACUUGCUUAAUAUCCCAGAUGGCCUCGAUAGGCUCCCAGUUCAAUUGGCUUGCAAGGCAGGCCAUGAGGACAUGACUCGCUACCUCUACCGCGAGACCCGGAGAGAACGUCUAAGGGGAAACAAUGGCUUCUACCUCCUCGAAGAGUGUAUAACUAAGAAAAUGUUUGCUUUGGAUGAGGAUGAAUUUGUGCAAAGUGGAGCAGUGGAAGCAACCUUUCAAGCUAUCAAGAAUGGCACCCCUGAGAUUGCAAUAGAAAUUUUAAAAGUUAAUACAAAUAUAUUAUGGAACUAUGUUGAUCCUGAAGAUUCAAGGAACAUGUUUGCAUGUGCUAUAGCACAUCGUCAAGAGGAAGUGGCACAAUUUCUUUAUAAAUUUAAUGCAAGAAUUAGUACAAAUAUAGGUUUUACCGAGGAUCGAGAUGGAAACAAUUUAUUACAUAUAGCAGCAAAGUUAGCUCCUCGUACUCACCUUGAUUACAUCUCAGGCGCAGCUCUGCAGUUGCAAAGUGAGCUACGCUGGUUCGAGGAAGUGGAAGGCAUUGUUCCACAGUUCUACAACCAUCAAAAAAAUCAUGGUGGUGAAACUCCUUCCGAAGUGUUUGUUAAGGAACACAAGCAGUUGCUAAAAGAAGCGGAAGAAUGGAUGAAGAAAACGGCAGAAUCCUCUACAUUCGUAGGUGCUCUAAUCAUUACAAUUAUGUUUGCUGUGGCUUUUACUGUUCCUGGUGGGAAUGAUCAAAAUACAGGCUUCCCAAUAUUUUUGAACAAAACAGCAGACUCUUCUACAGUAUCUUCUCCAACCGUGCCAUUCAUGAUAUUUGUAGCAUCAGAUGCAAUUUCUCUUUUUGCUGCAUCUAGUUCGGUGCUAAUGUUUUUGGGGAUUCUUACUUCACGUUAUGCUUAUAAAGAUUUCCUUAAAUCCUUACCCGUGAAGUUGAUUGUUGGCAUAUCUUCACUCUUCAUCUCUAUUGCAGCAAUGAUGGUAGCAUUUUGUGUUGCUCUUUUCAUUAUGCUACAAGGUCGAUUGUGGAUAAUCAUACCAGUAACUUUGUUUGCUGGUGUUCCAGUCAUUAUCUUUGUACUGUUGCAGUUUCCUUUUCUCAUUGAGCUUUAUACUUCCACUUUUAGACGAGGCAUCUUUGAAGGGAAAUGAACAGCUUAGAAAAAGGAAGAGAGGGAAUCACUCCAACAACAGGUUCUGGCUCUCUAAACUUUUGAUCCCAAUCGAAAAAGGCUUUAGCUCCAGUAACUCAAAGAUAGAUGUUCUGUCAUUUUAAGUCUAGUAAUUAGACGAGUGUGCUCUAUAUGUAUUGAAACUGCAAGAAACAUUUGGUGGGUGUGUAUUCUUCGAAGAUUUCAUGUACUUUUGUAAGUGCCAAACUCUUUCUGCAAUCAAAGAUUUAUGUGAAU